CUCAAUCUAUUUUCCAAUUUCGAUACCAUUUUCCCAGUUACUUUCCUCACCUAACCCUGCUACUACUUUUCAUACAUAUAAAUAAUCAUAAUUUUGUCCAUUCUUCCAACUCCAGCCACAACCAGUGGCAUAGCCCAGAGUUUUAACGCUCUGUUCCUGCUGCAUUCAAACAUACCCAAUUUCAUUUUUUAUUCUUAAAUCCAAUGUCUGAGGUUUGGAAGUAUUGAGUGGAAGAAUUUGAUGUUGGGGUGAUGGAUCUGGCAAAAAGAAAAGGUCGUGGUGAAGUUUUGGAUCGUGUUGAUGGAAGGGUGGGUGAGGAUUUGAACCAAUUGGUUGAAGGAAAUGCAAUUGAUGCAGGAGGUGGACAUAGCUUGGAUGAAAGAGUUAGUGGAAGUGGGGAAGAUGAGACUACAGAAGAGACGUGUAAUGGUCUUGGUUUGAAUGUGGAGCUAAAGGAGGGGCUGCAAGAAGUUAAUGAUCAGAACCUGGUUGGACCUCGAGAAAUUAAUGAUACAUUACAUGGGGUUGAUCAAGGAACCAGUAAUAGUUCAAGAAAUUUGGUUAGUGGGGAAGUACCUGAGACUUGUGUUGUAAUAGAUCCUUCCGCACAGAUGGAUUGUGUCAGUGGAGAAAAUAGGAAAUUGGAAGCAAAACCUAAUCAUUCAGGUUUGAGCAAGUUGUCCAAGAAAGUGACAAAAGGGGUGUCUGACAUCGAUAAAAAUUCAUGUGUGAUUGAUAUAAACCGUGGCAGCUGCGACGGUUUUAGUGAGAAUCUGGAAGGUGAAUUGAUUUGUAGGAUUUGCCAUCUGGCCUCUGGGCAACCAUUAGAAGCAGAAGCUGUUGGCACUGUAAGUAGUGCUACUACUACGAAUACAGAUUUGAUUCAGCUUGGUUGUGCUUGUAAAGAUGAAUUAGGCAUUGCUCACAGUCAUUGUGCUGAGGCAUGGUUCAAGAUUAAAGGAAACAGGUUGUGUGAAAUAUGUGGUGAGACUGCAAAAAAUGUUUCGGACGUUGCUGAUCAUGGAUUUAUGGAAGAAUGGAAUGAUACUAGAUUCAUGGGCAAUGAUGAUACCUCAUCCAGAAGAUUUGGUGGAUGCUGGCGUGGACAACCAUUUUGUAACUUCUUAAUGGCAUGCCUGGUUAUAGCAUUUGUUCUACCUUGGUUCUUUCGUGUAAAUAUGUUCUAGUGGAGGAAGCCAACACCACUCUUCUUGCCUAUAUGAUGAGUGUAUGUCAUUGAAGUUCAUGGCAUAUUCUUUUUCUCAGAAGGGGUGGCAAUGCAUAACCAUCCAACUUCACAUUUUUCAGGGUAUGUACCUUGAAAUUUGUUGUAAAGAAACUUGCCAACUAGGCAAGUUACGGCCAAAUUGUUUCCUUGUUGCAGCAUUCGUGGCAUAGAUAUUUUGAGGGAGAAAAGCAAAGAAGAUAUUUUACUUGUGGCAUAGAUGUUAUAUGUUAGACACACUAAAUUAUUCGCUGUAAAACAAGCAAACAGAAGAAGCCUCUCCUUGAUUUCUCUUCUCCUUUUUACGUUCUUACACUCUUUUCUUUCUUUACUAUCUGUUGGCUUGUCUGCUAAUAUAAAGUUCAAAGAAUCCAAUGUCAUACGUCAUCAGUGUGUUUAUGUGCCA
Molecule: messenger RNA, 1631 nt
Organism: Vigna radiata var. radiata (mung bean)
Lineage: Eukaryota; Viridiplantae; Streptophyta; Magnoliopsida; Fabales; Fabaceae
Exons: 3
Coding region: 252-1187 (311 amino acids)
Molecular function (GO): zinc ion binding
Source: RefSeq, a predicted model, not a curated record